GAUGUUUCACACAAUUCACGAUAACGACAAGGUUGAUUGAAUUCGCUGUACUCGAACUAAUCCAUAAGUUGUCACAGAAAUGAAGACCCUCGGGUUUUGUAUCCUGUUUUUCUACCUCCUUAGAUUGGGUUUGACUCUGAAGUGUAAUUUGACAGACGACUGUCAAAAGUGCACCCAAAACCCCCUCUGUGUGUUUCGAAUUCGAGAUGGAAUUGUUCAAUGUACCACCAAAGACGAACAGCUUAACGUCUCGCAUAGCUUGGCCGACGAAACUGAGAUUCGAUCUCUAUCCGUUAAAGUCGUAGAUGAGGCUAUGUGUAGCUUAACUCUGGAAGCUUUCUUCCAAGCCAUCGGCAAUGAAGGAAAGUCGGAGCAAGACCCAAACGAUAUCGAGACGACUUGGCUUGGGUCAGUUCCGGAAGCAGUCAACGUCACGGAUGAUUUUUAUCAACCCGAUACAUCAGAAGGGAUGUAUAAGGCUUUGAAAGACGCGGAGACAAAUUUUUCAACAACUCCCCCCAGAUCAUUAUUCCCAGAGGUAGAAAAGCAUCCUCUAAAACCAUGUGGGAAUGGUUUUGACAUUUUGGCAUUUAUUGCUGGCUGUGUCGUUGGAAUCGUGAUCUUUUUGAUAGGGAACUUGUGCCUAAAGUCCUCGAAGAAAAGUGAAGCUCGAAAGACUUACAACCAACCCUACACUUUCGACAGUUUUGUGAAUCCCUAACGGAACAAGUUGAAACACUCUCACUCCAACCUCCGUUGAAACGCAGAAAGUGCGGUGCUUUGGCACUGGUUAGUAUGGUACAUGUGUUUAUGACUAAUUCAUUCAUCUGUAGUCGUAUAUAAUCGCAAUAAUGUCCUAGGUAAAAGAUGUAUAACAAAGCUAAGUCAAGAAAUAAAAUAAAUAAUACUA
Messenger RNA from Tigriopus californicus, 910 nucleotides. RefSeq lists its product as uncharacterized. The coding region runs from base 80 to 721 and encodes 213 amino acids. The transcript has 2 exons. The record is from RefSeq and is a predicted model, not a curated record. Lineage: Eukaryota; Metazoa; Arthropoda; Copepoda; Harpacticoida; Harpacticidae.